AAAUGAACGCAAUAAAUAGCAAUAUAGUACUAUAUAUCCACUAUUUAUCCCAUUGGCGCAUGGCGACCGCGGGUGCGGCUCUGCAAAAGGGCAAAAGACUUUGCAAAAAUGUUGUGGGCGUUUUCGAAUACCAUCGAUAAAGACUAUAUAUAGAGACUCUUCUCUUACCUUUUACUGGUCACUUGGCAAGGACAGGAACACACUGAUUGAGGACUUCUCAGAAAAGGUAAAAAGAGUAAAAGAAGAAAACGGACAUGUUUAAACUACGGAAGGCUGAACCCCGGGAUGUGCCUGCCAUAUUACGACUCAUAAAGAAACUGGCUAAAUAUGAAGAGAUGGAAGGCCGAGUGUUGCUGACCGAGAAAGACCUUCUGGAGGAUGGAUUUGGUGAACACCCGUUUUACCAGUGCAUUCUCGCCGAAUGGCAGGAAGAACAAAGCAACGAAGAACCAAAGGUGAUCGGGUUCGCCAUGUACUACUUCACCUAUGAUCCCUGGACCGGCAAGCUCCUCUACCUCGAAGACUUCUUUGUUGUCGAGGAGUUCAGAGGAAAAGGCAUCGGUUCUGAGAUCUUGAAGCUCCUAAGUCAGUUGGCGAUGAAGACGCGCUGCAGCAAUAUGCACUUCAUCGUUGCCAAGGACAACCGCUCAUCCAUCGAGUUCUACAAGCGGCGCGGCGCUGAAGACCUGUCCAAGGAGGAGGGCUGGCGUCUGUUCCGCUUCGGCAAGGACAGCCUCCUCAAGAUGGCGGCACCCGCGUGAGCUGGCCCCUCCCCCCCACCGGACUCCAGUACACAACGAGAAGGAGGAGGAAGAUGGGGAGGAGGAGGAGGAAGGGGUCAUCAUGGCAGGAGUCAUACCAGAGACAUGGACGUAGAGCUGGGGUCCCUGUGUCGUUUCCUAAGCUAGUUUGGUCGUAUGCGUCACGUAUUGACACAUGUUUACAGGAUACAAUUCUCAGGAAGCGUGGGUGACUUGCAGAAGAUAUGCAUGAUUGACGGGCCGUGAGCUAGGCUCCAGCGGGCGUGGUGGUCAUGGUUACUAGUUCAAGGGGGGUUUGGGGGCCCAGACUCUCUAGUGCACGUGACUCUGUUGGAAGACUCAAGCCGGCCUUCCUCUCCGUUCGCACAGAGGUCAAAAUACUUAAACCGUAGUGUAGCCUCAAAAGGGCAUUGAUUAUCCCUAAAAUAUAUAUAUAUUUAGAUGUAGUGAGCUCUGCUUACCUCAGAUGUACCACUUAAUUUAGCGUUAACCUUAUACUUUCCUUUUUAUAUAUUCCAUGUAUACCUUUUUUUGUUAACCCGUCAUGAUGGACAGAUUUUAUUACUUAUUCUUGAUUGUUGGAGCACAUUAGUUUUGUUAUGUGUAGUUUGCCAAUAAAGUUUAUUCUGAUAAGCCACAGAUGUUGUGUUCGUAAGCUCUCAUUCUCUGC
This is a messenger RNA of Gadus chalcogrammus (walleye pollock), 1431 nucleotides long. RefSeq names its product diamine acetyltransferase 1-like. The transcript has 7 exons. Lineage: Eukaryota; Metazoa; Chordata; Actinopteri; Gadiformes; Gadidae. The record is from RefSeq and is a predicted model, not a curated record. Gene Ontology annotation, molecular function: N-acetyltransferase activity. Bases 255 to 761 code for a protein of 168 amino acids.